Hibiscus syriacus is the source of this 1743-nucleotide messenger RNA. RefSeq lists its product as uncharacterized. Lineage: Eukaryota; Viridiplantae; Streptophyta; Magnoliopsida; Malvales; Malvaceae. The coding region runs from base 1 to 1743 and encodes 580 amino acids. Gene Ontology annotation, molecular function: nucleic acid binding. The record is from RefSeq and is a predicted model, not a curated record. The transcript has 3 exons.
AUGGUCCUUUCCAUUAAUAUGCAGGCAUGGUCCCCUGGGCCUUACGUUCCAUACGCAAUGCUUACAAAGAUGGACAUGACUGGCCUGAUCGUAAAUGUCGAACCAAUGCGAUUUCCCAUUCCAUCGCAUGUCGCAGGAAAACAAGGUUUAAGCAUAAAUUUCAGGAAGUCGUGCUUAGCAGGGGUGAAAGUUGAAGAAGAUAAACUAAAACAGCUAGCUCGUUUGGGUGGUUGUUCUGUGUCUGCAUUGCCAUUUAAAUAUUUGGGAAUUCCGUUAGGUGCAGAUCCCAGAAGAAUUUCGACGUGGGAACCUGUUAUUGAAAAGUUUAAAGCUAAAUUGGUGGGCUGGAAAAGCAGGACGCUAUCUUUUGUUGGGCGAGUGGUUCUCAUUAAUUCAGUGUUGUUAAUGUUGUCGUUAUUUUAUAUGUCGAUAUUCCAUGUUCCAAAAGCAGUUGUAUCAAAAAUUGAUAAGAUUAUAAGAGGUUUUUUAUGGGGUUAUGAUGGAAACAAAAAUAGAUUGCCAAGGGUGAAUUGGGGUAGAUUGUGUUGUCCGAAAAAGAAAGGUGGGGCUGGAAUAAUCAAUCUAAAGGCAAAGAAUAUGGUGUUACUUGCUAAGUCGGGUUGGAGAUUUGUAACUGAAAGAGGGGCAUUAUGGAGGUCAGUAAUUAGUCACAAAUAUGGCUCAGGUGAUCUGCCUUGGUUGGUUAGUCUUGGAGAUAUUAAGAAAGCUUCGAUAACAUGGAGAGAGAUCGUGAAUACUUUGUCUAGUGAAUGUACAACUAAAUGGAUAAGUGGAGAAUCAUUCAGGUGGGUAGUGGGUGAUGGGAAAUCAUUAUUAUUUUGGGAGGAUGUAUGGUUUGGGGAAAGUGCUUUAAGAUCAAGAUAUCCUCGUAUUUACAGGUUAGUGUUGAGGAAGUAUAUUACGGUGUGUGAUAUGAUUUCUGCAGGUGAAUGGCAAAACUUAGAUACAACAGCUUUGUUCGAGCGACAAUUGCUUGUCAGGGAAUUAACUACUAUUCGAAUUAUAAAACGUGAAGUGGAUGAUGUGAGUUUUAAUUCAUCUGUGGUUGAUCGGAUUGUAUGGGUGCAUGAGACUGAUGGCUUAUUUAAGGUUAAGAAAUUGACUGAGUUGCUCCUCAGUGACGGGUAUUUUGAAGAUGUAUGUGGUGGCAUAUUCCAGGCUUUAAUUUGCAGACAAUGGAAGAAAUUUUUUGAGUUUUGUUUUCAGUUUAGAUGGUCAAAAUCUAUAGCAUUGGCUUGGUUUGUAAGCUUUGCAGCGGCGUUAUGGAGCCUAUGGCUGGCGAGGAAUGAUCUAGUUUUUAAGAGUAAAAACACGAAACUCAAAGACCUGCUUGUAUAUGUGAAGAUGCGAGCUUAUGCUUGGUGUAAGGCGUUGAAGGUUUUUAGUGUUUUAGACGAGAAACGUUGGUGGGAUUGGCCAGGGGAGUCAGCGGGUCUAAGCGUACAGCAACGUCCCAAGUCUGUCUGGAAGCCGCCAGUGUCGGGCCAGAUGAAGUUCAAUGUGGAUGGCUCAGCAACGAAUAAGUCAGCAUGGUGUGGGGGAGUCUUGAGGACUGUAGAAGGCUAUGUAGUAGCAAUGUUUUUUGGGCCGGUAACAGAGGUCAAUCCAGAUUUUGCGGAGCUUGUAGCUAUCAAAAUUGCAUUAGACGUGUUUGUUGAAUCUUGCUGGUGUGGGAAGACUGGUUUGAUCAUCGAAUCUGAUUCUAAGGUAGUACUGAACUAG